AGAAUUUCAACUCCCGUACAACGGCAAAUCCACGUAGGCCCGUCAGUCAGUCAGUUUGUCGGAUAGUCAAGUGUCAAGGUGCUUCACAAGCCAGCAGUUUUCCAGUCCUCGUUAAUUAAAGUUUUGAUAGAUAAUUAAAAUGCCGGCAGCUCCAAGUGCAACCUCAGUAGGCUCUGGAGGAAAAUCUCCAAGUCGUGCUGUUGCUGCACCCAGAACCAGUGGCUCUGGAACUGUCAGACAGAGAAAAACGACAGUUGCAACAUCCGCUAGGAAUAGAAAUACUGGAACCAGCUCCGGGGGCAUGUGGAGAUUUUACACUGACGACUCCCCUGGAAUUAAAGUUGGACCAGUUCCAGUCCUCGUAAUGUCUCUCCUCUUCAUCGCAUCCGUAUUCAUGCUCCACAUCUGGGGAAAAUACACGAGAUCCUAAACACCUAGAGCUCAAAAAAAUAAACAAACACUGAAGACUAUGUGAUGUUUAAUCUCCACCAUUCUGCACCGAGUGCAUGAAAAAAAAAUUCACGAUAUCUCAGUUAGUGGAGUAAAUCCCUGCAUUUAUUUCCAUAAAUGUGUUUCAUCAGUGAAGUUGGUGGUGUCCAUUGCAGAUCUACGGAUUUAUUUAAAUUGUAUUAAUUUAAUCAACAAAAACACUGUAAAACAUAGAACUCAACAUUUUGAUAUGUCAUUUGAACUGCAUAAUUGAUAAUAAAUCAAUAAUUCUGUUA
Molecule: messenger RNA, 725 nt
Organism: Diachasmimorpha longicaudata
Lineage: Eukaryota; Metazoa; Arthropoda; Insecta; Hymenoptera; Braconidae
Gene: Sec61beta
Product: protein transport protein Sec61 subunit beta
Exons: 3
Coding region: 140-430 (96 amino acids)
Biological process (GO): post-translational protein targeting to membrane, translocation; SRP-dependent cotranslational protein targeting to membrane, translocation
Cellular component (GO): Sec61 translocon complex; membrane
Molecular function (GO): guanyl-nucleotide exchange factor activity
Source: RefSeq, a predicted model, not a curated record